AUUAUCCUCCUUAUUGACAAACAGAGCGGUCGCGGCGGCGACUCUCGGCGUGCGGUGAUAGCCAAGCCAUGGGAGACAAGAAGAGCCCCACCAGGCCGAAGCGGCAGCCGAAGCCGUCCUCGGAUGAGGGUUACUGGGACUGUAGCGUCUGCACCUUCCGGAACAGCGCCGAGGCCUUCAAGUGCAUGAUGUGCGAUGUGCGGAAGGGCACCUCCACCCGGGACAGCAAGGAAGGGGGGAAGCUGGUGUCCUACUCCACAGCCAGUCUUGGGGUUAGAGGAACCCUGAGAAAUAGAGUAGGUGGUGGCAGCUCAGAAGAGAAGAAACAGGCUGAAUACCUGGCACCUGGAAGAAGAAGGAAUAUAGUACACAGGGGAGUUGGCCCAGGACAGAGAAGUGGGCCUAGUUUAAAAGAGGCUUGAGGCCCACAUGGGGGCCCCUGACAUUUUUUUUUUUUACCAGUACAUCUAAGCUCUUGUAGAUCCAAUUUUUAGUGGUGGAAACAUUACUUGAGGAGGACUCAGAGAAGCAUUGUCAUUUGGAUUGAAACUGAAGAGGCUCUGGGCAACUCACCAGAAAUCUAAGGGACACUGUGUUCCUGAAAGUAAGUGUUCUACACCACGACCCUCUCAGCUUCUUCCUUCCUCUCUCUGAAUUCUCUUCUCUUUUGAUUUUGGCUCUAAGUUAAACCUAAGAGCUCUAAUUUCUCUGUUAUCUGUUAUUUUCCUAGUGGUUUCUGAAAUUCAGGGUAGAAUCUGUGUUUGUAUAGAACAGUGUGGAACAGGGUAUUGUUACUAGAGAAGAUAUUGAUUGCAUCACAGAAUAUUAAUAUUUUUCCUCUCUGGUAAUGUUAAAAAAACAAGAUUAAAGGACUGCAGAACGGUGUUGAGAAGCAAAAGUUUCAGUAGUUGGAAGAAAUAAUUCUCCAUAAUUGACUUAUUAAUGAACAGGGUAAUUUCCAGAGUAAGGUUGGCAAGUACUAAAGCCAAGACUGGAUAGCUGCAGAGCAGAAGGAUGCAGUUUGCUAAUGAUUUGUUUGUGUGACGCACAGAUGGGAUUUGAAUCCUUUGGGUCAGACUGACCUUUGAACUGAUUCUGCCUCAUUGCCAAAUGUUAGGCCAAGUCUAAGCCAUUCUAGACAUUUGAAAAACUUUUUUCUUUUUAGACCUGCAGAGAAGAUUGAGUCCUUGUUCUACCUUUGAAGUCUUCUUUUUUUCUUUUUUCUUUUUUGAGAUAAGAUCUCAUUCUGUUGCCCAGGCUGGGUUGCAGUGGCAUCAUCCAGGCUCACUGCAGCCUCGAACUCCCAGGUUCAAGGAAUCCUCCCACCUCAGCCUCCCAAGUAGCUGAAACUACAGAUGCACACCACCAUGUGUGGCUAAUUUUCUUAUUUUUUGUAGAGAUGGGGGAUCUCUAUGUUGCCUAGGCUAGUCUCAAACUCUUGAGCUCAAGUGAUCCUCCUACCUUGGCCUCCCAAAGAACUGGGAUUAUAGGAAUGAGCCACCAUUCGGCCCCUUUAAAGUCUUUAUUGGCAAUAUAAUUUUUUUUCUUUAAAUAAUAUUAAGUUCAAAUUCUUUAUGCAACAGAAGCCCAUUUCCUUUGGCUAUAUCCAUGGUAGGUCAUGUCUUUCUAGAGAACGAAGUUACAUUCAUGGCAUGUAUUUCAAAAUAAAAUGAUUUGUUGUAGCUUCAGUUCCUCAAGUUUUAAUUUUAUUUUAGAUUUUGGGGUACAUGUGCAUGUUUGUUACUUGGGUAUAUUGCAGAGUGGUGGGAUUGGGAUUCCAGUGUACCCAUUACCCAAAUGGUGAACGUUAUACCCAACAGGUCAUUUUUCAGCCCCUCACUCCAAAAUUUUUUACAUUGUGCUUUUGUGAGAGAAACAGUAGUAAAUGUCAAACUGACAGGAAAUUUUUUAAAAGGAAACAAAAUGCCACGGUGACACAUUAUUUUCAAGAUGCUGCACAGUCUUUAUAUCUGAAGUUUCUUUUCUUUCUUUUCUUUUCUUUUCUUUUCUUUUCUUUUCUUUUCUCUUUUUUUUUUUGAGGCAGAAUUUGAGACAGUCUUGCUCUGUCGCCCAGGCUGGAGUACAGUGGCGUGACCUCGGCUCACUGCAACCUCCACCUCCCAGGUUCAAGCAAUUCUCAUGCCUCAGCCUCUGUGGUAGCUGGGAUUACAGGUGCCCGCCACCACACCAGGCUAAUUUUUGUAUUUUUAGUAGAGAUGGGGUUUCACUAUGCUGGCCAGGCUGGUCUCAAACUCCUGACCUCAGGUGAUCCGUCUGCGUCGGCUUCCCAAAGUGCUGGGAUUACAGGAGUGAGACACUGUGCCCAGCCUAUCUGAAGAUUCUUAUAAGGCAAGAAAUGUCCCAAAUAUAAAUGCAAGAAACUUUAGGAAAUUAAGGAUCAUUCUUGGCUGGCCCAGUGGCCCACACCUGUAAGCCCAGCACCUUGGGAGGCUGAGACAGGAGGAUUUCUUGAGGCCAGGAGUUUGAGACCAACCUGGGCAACACAGUGAGAUCUCGUCUCUACUAAAAAUUAAAAAAAUUAGCUGGGUGUGGUGGUGCAUGCCUGUGGUCCCAGCUACUCAGGAGGCUGAAGUGGGAGGAUCCCUUGAGCCCCAGAGUUCGAGGUUGCAGUGAGCUGUGAUCAUACCACUGCACUCCAGCCUGGGCAACAGAGUGAGACCUUGUCUCAAAAAAACAAAAUUCUGAGUCAUCAGAGAAAAUGAAAUAUUAAAUAUUAAGGAUAGUCUGUAUGAGGGUGAUAAUCAAUGUGUGAUGAUUAAUUUAAGACUGGUGUCUUAUUGGUACUUCAUCUAGUAGUGGACAGUUACUUAAUAUUGCUUAAUUCAGAUAGCAAAUAUUUAGAAAUGAAAAUGAUAGAAUUAUUGGUUUGGGUUUCAAACUGUGGUCUAAAUGGUUCAUACCAGGCUUUCAAAUGUAACAGGUAAUGUUACAUUUUGUUAGAGGAUAUUAUAACAGUCCUUUAGGUUUCUCAUAGGUGUUAUUUUAGAGAGCUAUAAAAAAGAUUUCACAUAGUAGAAAGAGUGCUAGAUGUUACACUAGUAUGAUUUUGGUAACCUGGGUUCAUAUCUCAUUUCAUAUCAACCAUUUCAAUAUUCAGCAUUCAGCAAAUGUUUAUUGAGCAUCUUAUUUAAGGGCUGAGUUGGAUACUAGACAUACAGUGGUGAGCAAAAUGGAUUUUUUUGUUUCUUUAAAAUUUUACAGUUUUGCAAAUUAGAACCGCUUUAACUGUACCAAGCUCUAUAUGUGAGGUUUAGUGUUAGUAGAUCUUUCCUUUAUGUGUAGGCUGAAGAGGUGGAACUUCUUCAUUAAAAAUAUAUGUUGUUUAUAACUGAACACAGUAUUAUUAUUAUGGUUAGGUAAAAAGAGUGAGUUAUUUCAGCUUCUUUUAAAAGUAAGCUAUAAAAUCCACAUUCUGAAAGAAGCUUAAACCAACUAUCAUCUGGUAGAAAUCUUUUCAGCAUCGUUGUUUUCUUGUCAUACUUGCUUUAUGUCUUCAAAUUUGAGGUUUGGCACUGAUUCUUCUAGACUUUUGGUGUAGGAAUGGGAGAAAAAAAUUGAGGACCAUCUACAUAAGUCCUUUUUAAAGAAAUGCAUGGUUCCUGAGCCGCCUCCUGUCUAUCUGAGGAGCCUUUCUAGCAACCAUUUAGUUGUUCAGAGACUCCUUAUUCUAGGAGAUUUCUUACUUGUUUGUUUUUUGUCCUGUAAGAGGACUCACACUGGUUAAUUGUAUAUGGGUAAAUUUUACAAGUGAUUAUUAGUGUUUGUGUAGUCUGGAUAUCAGAGUGGUUUUCAAAGUGUAGUCUGAGGGACACUGAGAGUCCCUGAGAUCUUUUUAGUUGAAGCUUUCUAUGAGGUUCACACUGUUUUUAUAAUAAUUUGAAGAUGUUAUUUGCCUUUUUCACUGUGAUGGUGCAGAGGCAGUGAUGGGUAAAACUGCCAGCACCUUAGCAUGAAUCAAAGCAGUGGCACCAAAUUGCUAUCUUCAUUGUAAUAUUCACCACCAUGUACAUGCAUGCAGUAAGAAUAAUGUCAGUUUGAAUUAAGAAUAUCCUUGAAGCAGAAAAAUUUACUAAUUUUAUUACAUCUCAUAUUUUUAAAAAUAUUCUGUCUGACCAAAUGGGAACUACACAUAAAGCACUUCUACUGUAUACCAAAGUACAGUGGUUAAGGGAAAGCACAUGUGUAGUUUGUCUUGCAAGCAGAGCUAGUCUUUUUGUCAUAGAGCAUCAUUUUUACUUGAAAGACUACCUGAAAUACCAUAGUUAUUCAGACUUGGAUAUUUAGCAUAUAUUUUCUUGAAAAUGAAUAUAUUCAAAAAAUAUAUCACUUCAAGGAAAACACUUGAUACUAUAUGUUGCCAGUGAUAAUCAUUCAAGUGAAAAUUAGAAUUUUUGAAAAUUUGUAGCAACAAUGAGCUUUAGAGUUUCUGUGUAUAAAGACUUUUCUGAGAAGAUUAGUGGUGGUAUCAAUGAAUAUAAUUUCUGAUAUUUCACCAUGAAAUGUGUCAGCAUUUGGAAGCUACGCAUAACUCAGCAAACAAAUGGUUCCUAGUUACCGAUGUAUGAUUUUACAAAACUGUAAUGGGUAAUCCAUCAAAGUACAAAAUACCAACAGAUUUUAAGGGAACACUGAAAACUUCAUUGAUGUGGUUUCAGAUUUCAUAUUGCAACUAACCUUUGAGAAACAACUGUGUUUUUAUGUAGUAUCAAAGAAUAACACCUAUAGUUAUCUGAAAAUGCUAUUCAACUACUUACCUCUUUUCAACUGUAUAUCUGUGAGAGUCCAGAUUUUCUUAAUAUUUUUGGACCAAAACAACAUAUUGCAACAAAUUGAAUGCUGAGAUAGAUGUGACAAUCCAGGUGUCUUCUACUAACCAGAUGUUAGAGGUUUGCAAAAAUAUACGAUGCCACUCUUCAUACAAAAUAUCUUUGUUUUGGAAAAUAAUAAGUUUUUAAAAUAAAAAUAUGUCAUUUAA
Molecule: messenger RNA, 4996 nt
Organism: Homo sapiens (human)
Lineage: Eukaryota; Metazoa; Chordata; Mammalia; Primates; Hominidae
Gene: YAF2
Product: YY1 associated factor 2
Exons: 3
Coding region: 69-422 (117 amino acids)
Biological process (GO): positive regulation of DNA-templated transcription
Cellular component (GO): nucleus
Source: RefSeq, marked reviewed